AUGCGCAGCUUUGCAGCGUCUGCGGCGGUGCUCGCCACUGUCGCUUUGUCAGUGCUCGCUCCGCGUGCUUCCGCACAACAAGUCACACAGCAGGAUGAUGACCCCGUCUCAAUUGUUGGAACUUGGAGCUCGGGUAGCGGAGGUGUGUCGACAGGCUUGGUGAGUGGGGCGAGCGGUGCGAGCGGGCUUGGGCAGUAUGAAUGAGCGGAAAGGUGCUCUCGUCAGAAGCCGACGGCAUGGGGCAGUCAAGAUGAGCGGAAAGGUGCUCUUGUCAGAUGCCGACGGCAAGUAAGAAUGAGCGGGGAGGUGCUCUUUACAGAUGCCGACGACGACGACGUCGGCAUCAACGGUCUAGAUGAAUGGACAACCUGCCAGUGGCACGGCACAGAUGGCCGCAAAAGUAUCGCGCACGCGUUGAGUGUUGACGUGCGUUGCGUCAGGCUACUGACGCUACCCAUGACAUUCUCGCAGGGCUUCUUCAACCCCGGCAACAACUCCUUUAUAUUACCAAAGACCUCAGGUCAGAGCUACUCAUUCACCCAAGAUGGUUUCUGGGAGCAAGCAUUGUACCUCUUUUCACCGACUGGUGAGUGCGCUGCGGAUGCAUUCCGUCCCGCGCUUCGUAGCUGAUGUCACCCGCUCUGUCGCUUGCUCUCCAGCCAAAGACCCAAAGUGCAAGCAAGCGCAGCUUAUCUGGCAGCACGGAUCGUUCCGCCAAAACGGCAACGGCAGCCUGACGCUCACACCGUUCGAGGGCGAUGGCAGACAAUUGAUCCAAUCCGGCUGCACCCACACGAGCGAGAGCAUUGUGGCAUACGACCAGGCAGAGUACAUGCAGGGCUUCAACAUUCGACUAGACAUGCACUACGGGUCGGGGGCGUACUACUUGCAAAUGUUUGAAUUCGACGGAACGCCCAAGCCUUGGCUCUGGCAGACUUACAAUCCGCCUCAGAUGUUGCCAACGCAACAACUCCACAAGAAGAUCAUUGGUAGUCUCAAUGGGUGA
Ceraceosorus bombacis is the source of this 1006-nucleotide messenger RNA. Lineage: Eukaryota; Fungi; Basidiomycota; Exobasidiomycetes; Ceraceosorales; Ceraceosoraceae. The record is from the annotation of a GenBank genome assembly.